Colletotrichum phormii is the source of this 3123-nucleotide messenger RNA. Its product is annotated as replication factor RFC1 C terminal domain-containing protein. Gene Ontology annotation, molecular function: ATP binding; DNA clamp loader activity; ATP hydrolysis activity. The record is from RefSeq and is a predicted model, not a curated record. The transcript has 4 exons. Gene Ontology annotation, cellular component: DNA replication factor C complex; nucleus. Lineage: Eukaryota; Fungi; Ascomycota; Sordariomycetes; Glomerellales; Glomerellaceae. The coding region runs from base 1 to 3123 and encodes 1040 amino acids. Gene Ontology annotation, biological process: DNA repair; DNA replication.
AUGCCUGAUAUUAGGUCAUUCUUUGGGCCUAAGGGAGGCGGGCCUCCGAGGCCACCGCCGAAGAAGGUCGAGGAGCCCCCGAAGGCACGAAGGAACAGGAAGGUCAUCGAGGACAGCGACGACGAUGCCGAGCCUACACCUGCGCCAAAGCCGGCUGCGAAAGCUGCUGUCAAGAAGAAGUCCAACAGAGACGAGGCUCCGAAGGGAACUGAGACCACGGCCAGCGAUUACUUCGCGUCAUCCAAAUCUUCGAAGGCGGCUAAGCCUGUACCCGCCGCAAAGCCAGACCAAGCAACCAAAGUGAAGACCGAAGUAGAGAUCAGGACCAGCCCGCGCACCAAGAAGACUACUGCCAAACCUGUACAAGAAUCGCCCAAGAAGCGGGCCGCUAGGACAUACACAAAAAUCGACUCCGACGACGAUGCUGAUGCCUACAAGGACGAAGACGACGAGGAUGACGAUGACAUCUUUGCUGCCGAUGUAAAGGGUCGCAACAAGCGAAAGACUGACGACUAUGCGGAGGACGAUAGCGAUGAGGACAUUAAACCGAAAGCGAAGCGUGUAGCCUCUCGAAGUGCCCCCAAUGGUACUCCAAGCAAGACUACGAAGGCAGCAGCUGGUACAAAGAGGCGCAAAACUCCUGACGAGGACGAGGAGGAAGAGGAGGAAGAGCAGCCGCCAAAGAAGAAGGCCCCCGUUAAGCCACGCGCUCCCAGGGCUAAGAAGGCCGACGAACCCGAAGACUUGGCUUACCAGUCGAUCCUUGACAAUAUUCCCACCGUCCGCCCUCCGACACCUCCUGCCCAGGACCCGAAUGCACCCAAGUUUGACUGGAGGAAGAAUGCUGGUGGAGGGGGAAACAGCGCGGCUGUCCCUGCUAAUGCAGGUGCUGCGAAACUGCCCGAAGGCGAGGAUGAAUGUCUCUAUGGACUGACAUUUGUCUUCACUGGUGUUCUUCAGACAAUUGGCCGCGAGGAAGGCCAGGCCUUGGUCAAAAAGUACGGAGGAAAAAUCACUGGAGCACCAAGCAGCAAGACGAGCUAUGUUGUUCUGGGAGACGACGCGGGACCCAGCAAGCUGAAGAAAAUCAGAGACAUGAACAUCAAAACCAUCAACGAGGAGGGUCUCUUCGAACUCAUCAGGAAACUGCCUGCCUAUGGCGGCUCCGGCAAGGGUGCGGAGAAGGCGCGCGAAAAGAAGAAGAAGGAUGAAGAGGCUAUCAAGAUCCAGGCAUUGGAGAUGGAGAGAGAGGAGAAGGCCCGGAAGGCUGCAGCAGAGAAAGCAGCCAAGCAAGCAGCAGCCGCUCGCGGGACCACAGCCGCCCCUACCCCGACAGCAGCUCCCGUACAGCUGUGGACAUCAAAGUAUGCCCCGACGGCACUCAAUCACAUCUGCGGCAACAAGGCACAGGUCGAAAAGAUCCAGGCUUGGUUGAGGAACUGGCAAAAGGCACGCAAGUACGACUUUCAGAGACGUGGUGCAGACGGUAUGGGUGGCACGCGAGCUAUCAUUAUCUCUGGUCCGCCAGGCAUCGGCAAGACGACUGCGGCGCACUUGGCUGCCAAACUCGAGGGCUUCGAUGUCAUUGAGAGCAACGCCAGUGACACUCGCAGCAAGAAAUUGGUCGAGAAUGGUGUCGCUGAUAUCAUGAACAACACAUCGCUUCUCGGCUACUUUGCCGGAGAUGGCAAGAAGGUCGACGGAGAAAAGAAGAACAUUGUCUUGAUUAUGGACGAAGUUGACGGAAUGUCCGCAGGUGAUCGUGGUGGUGUCGGAGCCCUGGCCAAGUUCUGCAAGAAGACUGAGAUUCCCCUCAUUCUCAUUUGCAACGAGCGGAAAUUACCAAAGAUGAAGCCGUUCGACUUCGUCGCCAUGGACGUUCCCUUCAGGCGCCCGACGGUUGAGCAGGUCCGGUCACGUAUUAUGACAAUCUGCCAUCGCGAAGGGCUCAAGCUUCCUGUGCCUGUCGUCGAUGCCCUCAUCGAAGGCAGCAACAAGGAUAUUCGGCAAAUCAUCAACAUGAUCUCCACCGCCAAACUCGAUCAAGCAUCAAUGAGCUAUGACAAGGGCAAGGCAAUGACCAAGGCAUGGGAGAAACACGUCGUUCUCAAGCCUUGGGAUAUUUGCCAGAAGAUGCUAGCUGGUGGGCUGUUCGCUCCUGCCAGUAAAACCACCUUGAACGAAAAGAUCGAGCUCUACUUCAACGACCACGAAUUCAGCUACCUGAUGAUCCAGGAGAACUAUCUGCGCUCAAAGCCCAUGUCAUUGAAUAACAGAGGUUACAACAAGAGGGAGGAGAACUUGAAAUACCUCGAAUUGGUGGAUCAGGCGGCGGAAAGCAUCAGCGAUGGUGACCUGGUUGAUCGAAUGAUUCACGGACCUCAACAGCAAUGGAGUCUUAUGCCUACUCACGCAGUUUUCAGCACAGUUCGGCCAUCGAGCUUCGUUGCUGGCCAGCUCAUGGGCUCCAACUUCACUUCUUGGCUUGGCAAUAACAGCAAGACGGGCAAACUCGGUCGUUUUGUCCGCGAGCUGCACUCGCACAUGCGGCUGAGAUCCUCUGGCGACGCUAAUGAGGUUCGCCAGCAAUAUCUGCCUGUCUUGUGGGAUCAGAUGAUCCGUCGGUUGUCCGUCGAAGGCAAGGAAUCUGUCGACGAGAUUAUCGAGCUGAUGGACAGCUACUACUUGACACGAGACGAUUUUGACGCGAUUCAGGAGCUCGGUGUUGGUCCGCAAGCUGAAGGCCGGGCUGAUAUCGAAUCCAAGACAAAGGCAGCAUUCACGCGAACCUACAACGCAAUGUCUCAUCCUAUCCCUUUCUUGAAGGCCAGCAAUAUCAUGGAGCCCAAGAAGGUUGCGAAGGAGGCUCCGGACCUUGAGGAAGCUAUCGAGGAGGACGAUGAUGCCGAUGUUGCGGAACCUGCUGAUGCGGACGAGGAGGACGAGGACAAGAUUGACUUGAAGAAGGACAAGUUGAUCAAAGCGCCCAAACGGAAGGCUAAGACAGCGACGAAGAAGGCUAAAGCAGCCGAUGAGGAUGACGACGAAGAGGCAGACGCCAAGCCGAAGAAGGGUAGGCCCAAGGCCAAGGCAACGACUGCCAAGGGGAAGAGCAAGAAGUAA